GCGUGCUGUAUUGACAGCAAAACAUGCUCUGAUGUUGAACUUUGUUCCACAUCAUUUGGGAUUUUCCCACAUUACCCGGGAGGACGUUAAAGAAAACCACACCCGUCCACUUGCAAAAGAGCUGCUCUGUACUGUAACUGAAAAUCUAGUAAUACUAGUACUUGAUGGGACAUAUAUAUACCUACAAAAAAGUGGCAAUUUUACAUUCUCAAGAAGAUCAUUUAGUACUCAUAAACACAGGCCGUUGAUUAAACCUAUGAUAGUGGUUACUACAUCGGGGUACGUUGUUUCGGUGCUUGGGCCAUACCUAGCCGACUCCAAGAAUUCAGAUGCUAAGAUUUUGACGCAUAUGAUAGAAACCAACGUAGAGGAAAUUAAAGAUUGGAUAAAGGAGGAAGACAUAUUCAUUGUCGAUAGAGGGUUUAGGGAUGCAGAAACUCUACUCAACGACAUUGGAAUUCAUGUUGAAAUGCCUUCCUUUCUACCACGUGGAACAAAGCAACACACAACAGAAGAGUCUAAUGCAACACGUUUAGUUACAAAACUACGAUGGGUCGUCGAAAGUGUUAAUGGUAGAAUCAAAACCUGGAAUUACUUGGACAGAACCAUUCCCAAUAGCCAGAUACCACACAUCGGGGACUAUGUUCGGAUUAUUAGUGCCAUCUGCAAUAAAUUCAGGCCUGAUGUUAGUACAGGAUUAGAGAGUGACUUGUCGACAGCUGCGAAGAUGCGUUUUCUCUCCACGGAAGUCAAUGUACUCAAGGAAUAUGUAGAGACAAAUGGUUUAGACAAAAGGGAAGUAAGGUGGCGGAAGAUUGACGCCAGCGACACAAGCAUUGCAUUUCCGCAACUGUCUGAAGAAGAAAUACGCGAAUUAACAAUGGGGGUAUAUCAGAUAAAGCUAGCUAAAUCCUAUGCUCAGGAACAUCUGGAUAAAGAUGGCAACUAUGAAAUUUACGUCAACAAUGACCAUGAUGGAAUUCUACGUGCAAAACUUCAAAGCAGGCAUAUAUCGGCAAAGAAGUAUUUAUUGUGGAUUGGGUUUGAUGAGAUAAAUAUAAAAUCAUGGUUUUGCAAAUGCAAAAUAGGGUCAAGAGUGGUGGGAAUGUGCUCCCACAUCACUAGUGUUAUAUGGUUUUUAUCCUUUGCAAGGCACAGGGAAAACCCAAAGAUUGGAGUUCGCAAUUGUUGCAGUUACGUUGAUGAUGCUGCAGCGCUGCCCGUUGAUGAUUCUGACAGCGACGAAGACAGCCUUGUCGGAAAUGAAGAGGAGUGAUAUUAACAUGUUAACAUUUUAACUUAUUAAAAGUU
This is a messenger RNA of Saccostrea cuccullata (small rock oyster), 1311 nucleotides long. RefSeq lists its product as uncharacterized. Bases 32 to 1276 code for a protein of 414 amino acids. The transcript has 3 exons. Lineage: Eukaryota; Metazoa; Mollusca; Bivalvia; Ostreida; Ostreidae. The record is from RefSeq and is a predicted model, not a curated record.